Messenger RNA from Lolium rigidum, 3326 nucleotides. RefSeq names its product structural maintenance of chromosomes protein 6B-like. Gene Ontology annotation, biological process: double-strand break repair via homologous recombination; chromosome organization. The record is from RefSeq and is a predicted model, not a curated record. Gene Ontology annotation, molecular function: ATP binding; single-stranded DNA binding; protein binding. Lineage: Eukaryota; Viridiplantae; Streptophyta; Magnoliopsida; Poales; Poaceae. Gene Ontology annotation, cellular component: nucleus; chromosome; site of double-strand break. The coding region runs from base 39 to 3158 and encodes 1039 amino acids. The transcript has 28 exons.
CCCCAAAUCCUCCAUCCUCGGAACCGCCGGCGACGGCGAUGGCGGGGACGAUCUCCCGCAUCCGGCUGGAGAACUUCAUGUGCCACUCCAGCCUCCACAUCGAGCUCGCCCAGCACGUCAACUUCAUCACCGGCCAGAACGGCAGCGGGAAGAGCGCCAUCUUAACGGCGCUGUGCAUCGCCUUCGGCUCCCGCGCCAAGAGCACGCAGCGGGCCGCCGCGCUCAAGGACUUCAUCAAGACCGGUUGCAGUCAUGCAACAGUUGUUGUUGAUAUCAACAACCAAGGGGAGGACGCGUUCAAGCCUGAACUAUACGGGAACUUAAUCAUAUUGGAGCGCAGGAUUACCGAGUCAACUAGUUCUACGCUUUUAAAGGAUCAACAUGGGAAGAAGGUGGCGCAUCGCAAAGACGAUCUCAAUGAGAUAGUCGAGCAUUUCAAUAUUGAUGUUGAAAAUCCUUGUGUAAUCAUGAGUCAAGACAAAAGUAGAGAAUUCCUGCACUCAGGAAAUGACAAGGAUAAGUUUAAGUUCUUUUUCAAGGCUACUCUUCUUCAACAAGUAAAUGAGUUGCUUGAGACAAUAAGAGAUCAGCUGAACAAUGCAGACUCUAUUGUUCAAGAGUUGGAGAAGUCAAUUAAGCCAGUGAUGAGAGAACUUGAUGAAUUGCGAGAGAAGAUAAAGAAUAUGGAACACAUAGAAGAGAUAGCACAUGAUAUUGAUAAUUUGAAGAAGAAGUUAGCUUGGUCAUGGGUUUAUGGUGUCGACAAGCAAAUUGAGGAACAAACAGUGAAACUCCAGAAACUCAAAGAGCGAAUUCCUGCAUGCCAAGAAAGAAUUGAUCGAAGUACAGCCGCCAUAGAUGAACUGAAGAAAGAACUAAUUGAAAAGGAAGAAAUCGUCAACUCUUUGAGGGAUAAGACUCGUGAAGUGAACAUGAUGAAAAAAAGUAUGGAAGACAAGAUUGCUGAGGUUGUGAAGCAGACGAUAGAACUAGAGGCAGAGCAUGUGCGUGGUACACGUUUGCUGGAGAAAAUGAAUGUCCAGCUAAAGAAAUUGCAGGCACAACUUCAUGAUUUUAGAACACAGCAUAUGCAGUCGACCCAGGCUGAAGCAUCUCAAAUUGAGGAAGACAUCAAGACAAUUCAAGGAGAGAUUGAUAAUCUUCAUUCAAGUGUUACAAGGUUAAGAGAGGAGGAAAAAAAAUUCUCUGAAGAAUUAUCAGGCAUUCAAAAAUCUAUCACUGACAUUACAAAAGAGAUAACUGAAAACGAUAGCAGGUUUCAACAAUUGAAAUCUCAAAUUAAUGAUCUUCAACACCGUCAAAGUAAUAAGGUGACCGCAUUUGGGGGACAAAGAGUUCUGAACCUCUUGGAAACAAUUGAGAGUAGCUACAGACGAUUCAAAAACCCACCUAUUGGUCCGAUAGGAGCUCAUCUGAAACUUGCUAGUGAGUUCUGGUCUGUGGCAGUUGAUUGCGCAUGCGGGAGGCUUUUGGAUGCUUUUAUUGUCUCUUGUCACAAGGAUUUGCAAAUUUUACGGGAAUGUGCGAAUAAAGUGCACUACGGUUACCUUCAAAUUAUCAUAUAUGAUUUUACUAGACCACGGUUGUUGAUUCCAGAUCAUAGACUUCCUACAACAGAGCACCCGACAGUACUUUCAGUUAUUCAUUCAGAAAAUGAUACUGUAGUAAAUGUAUUGGUGGACCAGGGCAACGCUGAAAGGCAGGUCCUGGUUCGAGAUUAUGAAGUGGGAAAAUCUGUUGCAUUUGAUUCUAGGAUACAAAACAUGAAGGAAGUGUAUACGGCUGAUGGGUACAAAAUGUUUUCUAGAGGGUCUGUUCAGACCAUUCUUCCUCCAUACAAAAAUAGAAGAGCUGGUCGGUUGUGCAGUUCAGUGGGAGAAAAAAUAGCUGAACUGAUAAAUGAAGCUAAUGGUAUUGAAAAAAUAAAGUCGGAAAAGAGCGCUCAGAGAAGGAAGUUAGUUAGUGACCAACAAAACAUCGAACAGAAAAUAACAAGUUUGAAGAGAAAACGGGUACCCGAGGAGCAUCGUUUAGCGAAUAAAAAAGUGCAUCUUGAUGAUGCCAAGAGAGCUUCUGUUGAAAAUAAUAGUUAUACUGCUGUGGAUACUACUGAACUAGAGGAGGAAAUAAAGCAAGGGAAGAUUGACAUUGAGCAAAAAGAACUAUUACUGCAGAAGAUCAGCGUAAGGUUAAGAGCAACUAUACAAGAUGUGAAUGAUAACAAAGCGUCUUACAAGACCUAUAUGGAUUCCAUGAAUGCGGAGACAGGGUCUUUUAGCAGCGCAAAUGAUGAAUUAGAUGUUGCUAAUCGUAAACUGGAUGCUGCACAGCAGGAGAAGACUCACUAUGAAGGUCUCAUGAAAACUAAAGUUUUACCUGAUAUCAAAAUGGCUGAAGCAGAUUAUGAAAAUCUUCAGCAGCUUCGUCAGGAGUACUUCAAGAAGGCUUCAGUUAUUUGCUCCGAGAGUGAUUUGGAAGCGCUGGGGCAUGUUGCUGGAUCCACUCCUGAACAAUUAAGUGCUAAGAUAAAUAGACUGAAACAUAGACUUGAUCAAGAAAGCAGAAGAUAUUCUGAGUCCAUAGAUGAUCUGAGGGCAUUGCAUGACAAAAAGGAACGGAAAAUCUUUAAAAAGCAACAGCUCUAUGCAGGUUUUAGAGUGAAAUUAAAUUCGUGUCAAAAUGCAUUGGACAUGCGAUGGAAGAAGUUCCAGAGAAAUGCUGGCCUUUUGAAGCGACAGUUGACUUGGCUGUUCAAUGAGCACCUUGGGAAGAAAGGAAUCAGUGGAUUCAUCAACGUGGAUUACAAGAAUAAAGUUCUGUCUGUUGAGCUCACCAUGCCUCAAGAUGCAUCGCGUGAUACCGUCAGAGACACUAGAGGACUGUCAGGAGGAGAGCGAUCUUUUUCGACACUUUGCUUCACCUUAGCUCUUCAUGGAAUGACAGAAGCACCUUUCAGGGCCAUGGAUGAGUUCGAUGUAUUCAUGGAUGCGGUAAGCCGCAAAAUAAGCUUGGACACCCUCAUAGAUUUUGCUGUUGCACAAGGGUCACAGUGGAUAUUUAUAACACCACACGAUAUCAGCAUGGUGAAGCCUGGAGAUCGGGUCAAGAAGCAGCAGAUGGCCGCCCCUCGCGGUUGACUCAGGACUGGGGCGACUUUCUGUGCUCAGUAGUCAGUACCGUGUAUAUCUCGUAGCCUUAGAGUCCACCUUGGUCAGAAUCUAUCUAGAACUGCUAGUUCCUACUUUUGUACAUAGCUCGUUUUGAAGUGAAAACAUAGCCAUAACGUAGUCAGGGACUUUACACCA